AUGAGCAGUAAAGAUAGUGGUGUCCCUGCCGCCGCAGGAGAGAUCGACGAAAGUCUUUAUUCUCGUCAACUUUAUGUGUUGGGUAAGGAAGCCAUGUUGAAAAUGCAAACGUCCAACGUGUUGAUUCUCGGGUUGAAGGGAUUAGGUGUUGAGAUAGCGAAGAAUGUUGUGCUGGCAGGUGUCAAGUCCAUGACCGUUUUUGACCCUGAGCCGGUUCAAUUGGCAGACUUGUCUACACAAUUUUUCUUAACCGAAAAGGACGUUGGUCAAAAGAGGGGAGAGGUGACCAGAGCCAAGCUGGCUGAGUUGAACGCAUACGUGCCAGUAAAUGUGUUAGACUCCUUGGACGAUGUCACACAAUUGAGUCAAUUCCAGGUCGUGGUCGCUACUGACACUGUUUCUUUGGAGGAUAAGGUGAAAAUCAACGAAUUCUGUCAUUCUUCCGAUAUAAAAUUCAUUUCCUCGGAGACAAGAGGUUUGUUCGGUAAUGUUUUUGUAGACCUUGGUGACGAGUUCACAGUGUUGGACCCCACCGGUGAGGAACCUCGUUCUGGCAUGAUCUCAGACAUCGAGCCGGAUGGAACAGUGACCAUGUUGGACGACAACAGGCACGGGUUGGAAGAUGGCAAUUUCGUCCGGUUUUCCGAAGUGGAAGGUCUUGAAAAAUUGAAUGAUGGGACCCUUUUCAAAGUUGAAGUCUUGGGACCAUUUGCAUUCAGAAUUGGUUCCGUUAAGGAGUUCGGCGAAUACAAGAAAGGUGGUAUCUUCACCGAAGUCAAAGUACCCCGCAAAAUCUCAUUCAAAACGCUCAAGCAGCAAUUGUCCAGUCCUGAAUUCGUCUUUGCAGAUUUCGCUAAAUUCGAUAGAGCUGCCCAAUUGCAUUUAGGAUUUCAGGCAUUACAUCAAUUUACCGUUAGACAUAGCGGCCUGCUGCCAAGAACAAUGAAUAGCGAAGACGCCAAAGAGUUGAUCAAAUUGGUCACAGAUUUAUCCGUUCAACAACCACAGGUGCUGGGCGAAGGUGCAGAGGUUAAUGAAGACUUAAUCAAAGAACUUUCCUAUCAAGCAAGGGGUGACAUUCCUGGUGUUGUAGCGUUCUUCGGUGGUCUUGUCGCACAAGAAGUACUAAAAGCCUGUUCUGGUAAAUUUACUCCAUUGAAGCAAAUCAUGUAUUUCGAUUCCUUAGAGUCGUUGCCAGAUUCCAACGAUUUCCCAAGAAAUGAAAAGACCACACGGCCAAUAAACUCUCGUUACGAUAACCAAAUCGCCGUGUUUGGUUUGGAGUUCCAAAAGAAAAUAGCUAACUCAAAAGUUUUCCUUGUUGGAUCCGGUGCUAUUGGUUGCGAGAUGUUGAAAAACUGGGCGCUUUUAGGGCUAGGUUCUGGUUCAGAUGGUUAUAUUGUCGUUACGGAUAACGAUUCGAUUGAAAAAUCUAAUUUGAACCGUCAGUUCUUAUUCAGACCAAAGGAUGUUGGGAAGAACAAAUCUGAAGUGGCUGCAGAGGCUGUCUGUAUCAUGAAUCCUGACUUAAAGGGCAAAAUAAAUGCUAAGAUCGAUAAGGUCGGCCCCGAAACUGAAGAAAUAUUCAACGAUUCGUUUUGGGGAAGUCUAGAUUUUGUUACUAAUGCUCUAGAUAACGUCGACGCAAGGACAUACGUGGACCGUCGUUGUGUCUUUUAUAGAAAACCGCUACUGGAAUCUGGUACUCUGGGUACCAAAGGUAAUACUCAAGUUAUUAUUCCAAGACUUACUGAAUCAUAUUCUUCCUCUAGGGACCCCCCAGAAAAGUCUAUUCCAUUGUGUACUCUGCGCUCUUUUCCUAAUAAGAUUGAUCAUACUAUUGCCUGGGCUAAAUCUCUGUUCCAAGGUUACUUUGCUGAUUCCGCUGAAAACGUUAAUAUGUACUUGACCCAAUCAAAUUUUGUCGAGCAAACGUUGAAGCAAAGUGGUGAUGUAAAAGGGAUCCUUGAAUCUAUUUCAGAAUCUUUGUCCAACAGGCCAUACAAUUUCGAAGAUUGUAUCAAGUGGGCAAGAUUGGAAUUUGAAAAGAAAUUUAACCACGAUAUCAAGCAGUUAUUAUUCAACUUCCCGAAGGACGCCAAGACUUCUAACGGUGAACCAUUUUGGUCCGGUGCCAAGCGUGCUCCAACACCAUUAGAGUUUAAUAUUUAUAAUACUGAUCAUUUCCACUUUGUCGUAGCAGGCGCCAAAUUGCGUGCAUUCAACUAUGGUCUGAAAAGUGAUGACUACGAUUCUGAACCAAAUGUGGAUGAAUACAAGCUUGUCAUCGAUCACAUGAUUAUUUCAGAGUUCACUCCAAAUGCAAACCUGAAAAUUCAAGUUAGCGAUGACGAUCCAGAUCCAAAUGCCAAUGCUAUGAAUGGUUCUGAUGAAAUUGAUCAAUUGGCAUCGUCUCUACCAGAUCCUUCCACUUUGGCUGGCUUUAAACUAGAACCUGUCGAUUUUGAAAAGGAUGAUGACACCAAUCAUCAUAUUGAAUUCAUAACUGCAUGUUCUAAUUGUAGAGCUCAAAACUACUUCAUUGAAACUGCCGACCGCCAAAAGACUAAAUUUAUCGCUGGCCGUAUCAUUCCUGCCAUCGCAACGACUACUUGCUUAGUUACUGGCUUAGUUAAUUUGGAGUUAUAUAAAUUGGUGGAUAACAAGACGGACAUUGAACAAUAUAGAAAUGGCUUUGUUAAUCUAGCGUUGCCAUUUUUCGGUUUCUCGGAGCCAAUUGCCUCACCAAAGGGAGAAUAUAACAAUAAGACGUACGAUAAAAUUUGGGAUAGGUUUGAUAUAAAAGGAGAUAUCAAAUUAAGUCAGUUAAUCGAACAUUUUGAGAAAGAUGAGGGUUUAGAGAUUACGAUGCUUUCGUAUGGCGUUUCUCUGCUUUAUGCAUCAUUUUUCCCACAAAAAAAACUGAAAGAAAGAUUAAAUUUACCAAUUACUCAAUUAGUUAAAUUGGUGACUAAAAAAGAUAUCCCAGCGCAUGUAUCAACAAUGAUCCUAGAAAUCUGCGCAGAUGAUAAGGAGGGUGAAGAUGUUGAAGUCCCAUUUAUCACCAUUCAUCUUUGA
This is a messenger RNA of Saccharomyces kudriavzevii IFO 1802, 3078 nucleotides long. It is a transcript of the gene UBA1, whose product is annotated as E1 ubiquitin-activating protein UBA1. Gene Ontology annotation, biological process: protein ubiquitination; ubiquitin-dependent protein catabolic process; DNA damage response. Bases 1 to 3078 code for a protein of 1025 amino acids. The transcript has a single exon. Gene Ontology annotation, cellular component: cytoplasm; nucleus. The record is from RefSeq and is a predicted model, not a curated record. Gene Ontology annotation, molecular function: ubiquitin activating enzyme activity. Lineage: Eukaryota; Fungi; Ascomycota; Saccharomycetes; Saccharomycetales; Saccharomycetaceae.